UUUCAUGUAGCUUCUGUUAUCAUAUUGAUAAACUCGUGCAGCUUCAGAUAAUAUUUGACGUAGGUCGUGUUUCCUGAACUUUGAUCCGCCUCAAGUACGCACCCCACAGGUCCCCAUCAUCCAUGGGGUACAACUGUAAGUAUGUUGAUGUGCAGUAUCACAUACAAUGUAAUACUUCCUCAUUUUAUAGCCUGUAUGCCCAUCGUAUAUGGACAGUCAGCAAGGGCCGAUCAAGAGUUCUCCCGAUUAUAGCGGGCAUAUUCGCGGUCCUAAGUUCAAGUUUAUCCAUCCCCCUGCUUUGGGCGCUAUUUCAGUGUCACCUGUUCUCUGACUUGAUUAGAGUCGAAUGGGCGACAUACAUGGCCUUGACCGUGAUUAGUUGUGGUGAUGUUCUUAAUGCAUCAUUAUUAUGCUAUCUCCUCGCUACCUCACGUACAGGGUUCUCUAUCACCGAUUCUUCUAUACAAAAACUCAUGGGUUUAGUCAUCGAAACUGGCUGUCUUACGAGUGUAUGUUCGGUGACAGCCAUCAUUACAUGCGCAGUGAUGCCGAAGAACUACAUCUUUCUCGGUUUUGAAUGUUUAUUGGCUAAAUUAUAUGUCAACUCGUUUAUCGCACUCCUGAACUCGCGAUACUACCUGCAGGCCAACAGAGAUAGCACCAUUUCUUCCAAAUCCAAUGUCAGACACAGCGUCUACCUCUCGGAGCGGUACUUUCCCUCGUCACAAGACGAGAGACUCAAAGGAGAACAUUUUAAUCAUGCAGAUGAUGAAGUAACAGUGCAUCCCGCUCGACCUAUCCAAGCUGGUAGUUGUGUUAGUGUCGAUGAAACAGAAGCCACAGCGUCUACUUGCGGUGAUAGUAAAAAGACAUCAUAUCUUGAAUUUGUAUGAUGGGAUGAAUGGAUCGUGACCCGCUUAUUCUUACCUAUACUAUGUAUUGCUGUUCCGAGAACACGUUGAGCCAAAUCAGUGAGCAGCUACUAUGUCUCGGGUUGUAGAUAUGUGACUUGAAUCAGCCCAUCAAUACAACAAGGGACCAGUACUAUAGUAGUGCCAGCAAGACAAGAUAAUGGUCAGGGAACUACAAUGCAACUUGAGCUUGAGGGACCAAGUUGGACUCGCUAUCUAGUGGUCUCAUCAAUGUAGACGCAGCGCUUGGAGUGCCAUCAAAAAUUUACCUAAUGACUCAGUACUCAGGCCGGGGACAUCAUCCGAUGACCGGAUGAUAA
Messenger RNA from Suillus plorans, 1231 nucleotides. RefSeq lists its product as uncharacterized. The transcript has 10 exons. The record is from RefSeq and is a predicted model, not a curated record. Bases 123 to 893 code for a protein of 256 amino acids. Lineage: Eukaryota; Fungi; Basidiomycota; Agaricomycetes; Boletales; Suillaceae.